GCGACAUGGCGGCGGCGGCGGCGGCGGGGCGGGAGGAGCCGCCGCUGGGGAUCGAGGCGGUGGCGGAGGAGGCAGCGGCAGCGGCGGCGGCGAGCGCCGGGUUCCGGCUUACGGCGGUGCGGAGAGAGCCGGCGGUGCGGCUGCAGCACGGCGCCAGCGGGCUGGAGCCGCUGGCCUGGUCCGAAGACCACCGGGUGUCGGUGAGCACGGCCCGCAGCAUCGCCGUGCUGGAGCAGCUCAGCGACGUGCACAGCGGCGGGCAGGACAUGGUGAUCCACCGCACCGCCGUGCCCGCGCCCGGCACCGCCUGCACGCUCAAGGUUGGCCCCAAGAAGGAGGUGGCUGAGUGUAAGGAGAAAUUUGCCAGCUCAGUGGAUCCCACUGUCAGCCAGACGUUUAUGCUGGACCGAGUGUUCAACCCCGAGGGGAAGUCCCUGACACCCAUGCGGGGCUUCAAAUAUUCCAGCUGGUCCCCUCUGGGCUGUGACGCCAACGGGAGGUGCCUGCUGGCAGCCCUGACCAUGGACAACCGCCUGACCAUCCACGCCAACCUCAACCGGCUGCAGUGGGUGCAGCUGGUGGACCUGACCGAGCUGUACGGCGAGCGCCUGUUCGAGGCCAGCUACAGACUGUGUAAGGCUGACGCUCCCUGCGGGGAGCUGGGAGACUUCCCGGAGUUCCAGCGGCGGCACAGCAUGCAGGCCCCGGUGCGCAUGGAGUGGUCGGGCAUCUGCACCACCCAGCAGGUCAAGCACAACAACGAGUGCCGCGACGUGGGCAGCGUGCUCCUGGCCGUGCUCUUCGAGAACGGCAACAUCGCCGUCUGGCAGUUCCAGCUGCCCUUUCUGGGGAAGGAAUCCAUCACUUCCUGCAAUACCAUCGAGUCGGGAAUAAGCUCUCCCAGCGUGUUGUCCUGGUGGGAGUACGAGCACAACAACCGGAAGAUGAGCGGGCUGAUCGUGGGCAGCGCGUACGGCCCGGUGAAGAUCAUCCCUGUCAACCUCAAGGCGGUCAAAGGCUACUUCACGCUGAGACAGCCCGUGGUCUUGUGGCAGGAGAUGGACCAGCUGCCCGUGCACAGCAUCAAAUGCAUCCCUCUCUACCACCCCUACCAGAAAUGCAGCUGCAGCCUGGUGGUGGCUGCAAGAGGUCCUUACGUGUUCUGGUGCCUCCUGCUGAUAUCCAAAGCGGGGCUGAACGUCCACAAUUCCCACGUCACAGGGCUGCACUCCUUGCCCAUUGUCUCCAUGACUGCAGACAAGCAGAACGGCACGGUGUAUACCUGCUCCAGCGAUGGCAAGGUCAGGCAGCUCAUCCCCAUAUUCACAGACGUUGCUUUAAAGUUUGAGCACCAGGUGAUAAAGCUCUCGGAGGUGUUUGGCUGUGUCAGAACUCACGGAAUCGCCGUCAGCCCGUGUGGGGCGUACCUGGCGGUCAUCACCACCGAGGGCAUGGCCAACGGGCUGCACCCGGUCAACAAAAACUACCAAGUUCAGUUUGUCACCCUCAAGACUUUUGAGGAGGCAGCUGCACAGCUCUUGGAAUCUUCUGUUCAGAACCUUUUCCGGCAAGUGGACUUGACCGAUCUCGUACGUUGGAAAAUCUUGAAGGAUAAGCACAUCCCUCAGUUCUUACAGGAAGCACUGGAUAAAAAGAUAGAGAGCUGCGGUUCCACUUACUUCUGGAGGUUUAAGUUGUUUCUCUUGAGGAUUUUGUACCAGGCGAUGCAGAAAGCCCCCUCAGAGGUCACGUGGAGACCUUCACACGAGGAUGCCAAAAUCUUGAUAUCAGAUUCCCCUGGGAUGGGCAGCACUGAAGAUGAUCAAGAGGAAGGAACUUCGAAACAAGCCAGCAAGCAGAGCCUGAGGGACACAGGCAAAGGUGUGGACAUUGAUGACACUGCAGAUGACUCUCUCCAUCAGUCAGGUGACACUGGAGGCCGUGAGCCAAUGGUAGAAAAGCUUCUUGAAAUACAGGCACAGAUUGAGGCCGUAGAAAUGCACUUGACCCGAGAACACAUGAAACGGGUGUUGGGAGAAGUUUACCUGCACACGUGGAUUACAGAGAACACCAGCAUUCCCACCAGAGGAGUCUGUGACUUCUUAAUGUCUGACGAUGGCUACGAUGACAGAACAGCACGAGUGCUGAUUGGGCACAUCCUGAAGAAGAUGAACAAGCAAACCUUCCCCGAGCACUGCAGUUUGUGCAAGGAGAUCCUGCCCUUCACCGACCGCAAGCAGGCAGUCUGCUCCAACGGCCACAUUUGGCUCAGGUGCUUUCUAACCUACCAGUCCUGCCAGAGUUUUGUGUACAGGAGGUGUUUGCUUCACGACAGCAUUGCACGGCACCCGACCCCAGAAGACCCUGAAUGGAUCAAGAGGUUGUUGCAGGGACCUUGCACCUUCUGUGAUUCUCCUGUGUUCUAGAGAAAAGCUGUGUCAAGACUGAAAGUAUUUUCUCUACUGCAUAAGCUCCCUUCAGCCUGGGAGGAUACAGAGACAGGAACACAGACUCUGCUGGAGGGAGAGCACCUUGUCCACAGCCCUGUACAUAGAACAUCACAGGUUCUACCAACUCCUGAAAUGCAGAGCCCAUUCCAUGCUCCAGAAACAGGAAUACACCUGGAAGAGCCAGUUUAAAGCUGUUUGGAAAUGCACCCAAGGAAGCCUCAGCAGCUGGACACUGACAAGGAACUGGAAGGGUUGAGCACAGUGGGAAUUGUCCUUUGUGCCUGACAGCGGUGUCAUCUCCCAAAAGCUGGGAUGGGAACAGCAGAGCUGCCCCUUGAAUGGUCUUGGUGGGUAGAGAAGGCUCCAGCUUGCAGUGCUCUCCUUUGCUUUUUAACCACCCUGGCAUUUGCUGUAGAACAUGGAACUCUCCAAACAAUCCAUGGUUCCAGUGUCUUGCCCAGGGAGGCAGAUGCCAGUUGCAGCCAUAUGAGAGAAAAUGAGAGAAUUUGGCCAUUACAUGAAUUUCACUGAACGUCUAGAAGAGUUACUGCCUCAGAAAUGUAACAGUAUUUCAGCCAGAAGAGGGAUAUUGGCUGCCUGGGAUCAGUAAGGAUAAUUUUAAAAUAUAAUAAUAAUAAUUAUUAAACUAAUAGCAAUUAGCUUAAACACUAAUAUAUAUACAUAUAUAUAAAAUUUCCAAUGCUCUUAAAUCUCUUGACCCACUUCCUUUUUCUGAACUAAGUUCUAACUCCUUCCCAGCUUUUGCCAAUGUGUUUGCUUUUGGUUUCACUUAACCCUCUACCAAGAGGAUUCCUCUUUUCCAGAGAAACUCAAAAAGCAUUACAAAUUAACACUACUGUCAAUUAAAUUGAGAGUCUCCCUCAUACAGCAGUUGAAUUUUCCACAAAUCUCACACACAAAUAAUCACUCCCAGCUAACAGUUUUUCCUUUCAUAAUAGCUCAGUAAAAUACCCCAAACAAACAGAACACCCCAAACCCAACCCCAUAUGGCUGACGUGCUCUGGGUAGGGGCAAGGAGGCUGAUGAGGCUCCCAGAAAGGUUUGGGUUGGAAGGGACCAUAAAGCUCAUCUCAUUCCACCCCUGCCAUGGGCAGGGACACCUUCCACUGUCCCAGGCUGCUCCAAGCCCUGUCCAGCCUGGCCUUGGGCACUUCCAGGGGUCCAGGGACAGCCACAGCUUCUCUGGGACACCUGUGCCCUCACAAGGAAGGAUUUAUUUCUAAUAUCCCAUCCAACCUUUUUGAAGCCAUUCCCUUUGAUCCUGUCACUCCAGGUUCUUGUAGAAAGCCUCUCUCCAUCUCAAGUUGCUGAGUCCAGAAGUUUAUUUUGCCUUCUAAUUGUCCUAUCAGAAAAAACAUCUUUUUUUUUGCCAUCUGUUUUUACAGAGAGCAGAAUCCUUUUCAACCUCCUAUGCAGUGUUAAAGGAAUAAUACCUCCCAAAUGUGUGUGGUUGCUUGGUACAGUUUGUCUUGUUAACUUCAAUCCAUGCUGUCAAAUAAUCCUGAGUUUGUGUAUUUCCAUUCUGCAGAGUACCAAUCGCAGAGGUGUCGCCCUGUCUGUGAUUCCUGACACUUCCACUGUGUGGGAAGUGCUCUACAGCUGUUGAGAAAUCAUGGAAUUGUGCUGACAGUAUCAGUCUCCCACCAGUGCAUGUGUGAUUGGUGCUUGUUUCCUCGAGUCAAUGACUAUGCAUCUUUUGUUAAUGUUCCUUCGCCUUUAAUAGGAGCAAAUUUUUUUUUUCAGCAAACAUUAAAGAAGUCAGCUGUCCUUCUGCUCAGUGUCUCAUGCAUUAAGCAUGAUCAUGCAUUGACUGAGAAGAACAUGACUGUAGUAGCCUAGAAACAGCAGAAGCACAUUCAUCUGUAAAAUAAUUAGCCUUGUUUGUAAAUAUCCUUGGAAGUGAUACCAUAAUUGUAUUAAAGAAGCAUUUAGUUUUUUAUUGCUGUGCAUUGAAAAUUGAAAUUACUUCAGUGUGUCUGCAGAGAAGGGAAAUGUAGCUUGUGUUGGUAACCAGUUAAACAAGGAGUAACCUCGAUACCCAAUGUGUGUGGAGUUUGGGGCCAGCUCUGGUACCUGGGACACAACUUCCCAGUGCUGGUGGGGCUUGGGGGAACAGCACAUCCCUUUUCAUAUCAGCUCAGUAGAGCUUUAUUCGUGGUGGUUGAGAAGGCAUUUUAAAUGGAAGCUGCAAGUCCUUUCACUGUCAGCUGUGACAGCUCAUCAGUAAAUGUUCCAGUUUAGAAAUUCUCCUGCCUGUGGAGAAGGGGAGGGAGCCCUGCAGAACCCUGUCCCAGUGCUUGCAGAAAAAGUCAAAGAACAUUUCUUUGUCCAUGGCUUAGACACCAUAAAAAUAUCCUGAUCUAUUGAAAUGUUUAAGUCUGGCUGACCCAAAGGUUCACAUGAUAACAGAUUAGAUUGGUUCUUGCUGAUUAUUUCUGGCAGUUCUCUUGAAUUUCCCUGGACUGAGUUUUAAUGCUUUGCCAUGGAGAAGCUCUAGCACACCUCACAUUAACAUUGCAGCAUUAAUGUUUCUUUUCCCUGUCUUCCAAGGCACUAGGUAGUCUGCCAUUGAUAGUUUAUUUAACCUGCUUUCAGACUUCGGGGAAAAUGGAUUUUUAAAGCCAACAAUGUUGUCUUUGUCUGCCAGUGGAGAUCCUUUAGCAAAAUCUUUCACUCUUCACCCUGACCUGUUCACAACAGGUACAGAGGAACUGGGAUUUCAUUUUUGUGUAAACCAGCACUUGUCCCUAAAUGCAUUUUUAGCCAGAACAGCAGAGCCCACCUCACACAGUAACAUUUAACCCCUGGUGCUGACCUGAGUGGGUUUGGCUGCCCAGUGCGUGCUGAGGCUGCUCCAGGAAUCCUUUUAUGCCUCAGAUUUGUGAGGGGCAGUUCUGGGCACACAGGGGUUGGUCCUGCUCUUGUCCUUCUCAGACCUUGCUGUCACCUCACAGGCAAGGGGAGCGAGGACUGAGCAUCUGCUGCCAGACCCUUGUGCUAUUUUGCCAUUAUCAGAGUUGCCUCCUCAAAACAACACAUCUGUCAAGGCCCAGUCUGUUUUGAGACACCAACUGAACUGUUCAAAUAACAGAUCCCACAGAAUUGGAGUUUAUCUCCAUAUGUUUUUGACCAAGUUUUGCAGGAUACUCCAAACAAGUGAAUACUUGGAAGAUGUCAUCUGCUUCACUGGUGGUGAGUGCACUGGCUGUUCAAGGAACCUCAUCUCCAUAGGGAGAGCAACACUCCAGCAGAUGCUGAUGCUCUUUUUUUUUUUUUUUUUUUUCCCUUUUAAAGGAUUAUGAUACUUGCAGCUGAGAAUUAACAGGCAGAGAUCCUGUUUGUCCAGAGCUAAGGUGUAAUUUUCCUUGAUGAGGAGCUUCUGACAGCAUUUAAGGUUUGCUGCUCACGCUGGUAUCACACUGGGAAUUAAUCCCUCCUCCAAGUUGGAUGGAUAAGUGGAACAGCUCUGGACUGUACAGUGUCUUAGUUCCUUGGUGCUAGAUGCCAUUCUUGGAACUAAGGAGAAAGUUUGGAGUCAUAAGGACUCAGUCUUGUGUCUCCAAAUUACAGCCCCUGCUCUGGGAUUGGUGGUGAGGGACCUCAUUGCUGCCUUUUUCUCAAUUCACUUACGGCUCUGGGACUUCAUCAUUCAGUCACCCUUUCCUUUGGCGUUUCCUCAUCCUCUUAAUCCUAUUGUGUAUUUCUAGAAAGGAAACACUGUGGUUGUCAGUGCAUACAUAAAGACAGUAAAUAUUCCUCGGGAGAGAAGAGGAGAAUGAGCCAUUCCAGCUCCUCAGAGCCCUCACCACAGGGCAGGAUGGGGUCAGCUCCAUUCCCUGAGCAGCAUCCAAACAUCACAGGGAAAGGUGAGAGCAGGGAAAUCCUUGGAGAGCUACAGGGAGUCCUUGCAGAGGUGCUGCUGGAGGAGGGAUCUCCUGCCUGGGGGUGUUCAAGUGCCUUUCCACCACUGAAGGAUCUGGUUCUGGAGCUGGUGGACACCAAACUUUGUGGAACAGUUGGACAAACCGACCUUGUUGCUAAACUACACAAUUAACAGCAUGACUGAUGGGGUACAGCACAGCUCCAGGCAGCCUCUCCACAAAGUGUCUCUGGGAAGCAGAGUGAUGGAAGAUGUCCAUUCCAGACCUGGGCAAAACUGUACAAUCAGUAACAUCUGAUCCCUGCUGUGUUCCUACCACCUCCUCUUCACCUUGUUUUUCUCAUUGCUCAACAUUUGUUUUGCCAGAAUAAGAUGCUAAUAAAAUCAUGCCUAGUUACCAAA
Messenger RNA from Taeniopygia guttata (zebra finch), 6753 nucleotides. It is a transcript of the gene GTF3C4, whose product is annotated as general transcription factor IIIC subunit 4. NCBI's taxonomy places the organism in Eukaryota, Metazoa, Chordata, Aves, Passeriformes, Estrildidae. Gene Ontology annotation, molecular function: protein binding; histone acetyltransferase activity. Gene Ontology annotation, biological process: transcription initiation at RNA polymerase III promoter. Gene Ontology annotation, cellular component: transcription factor TFIIIC complex. The record is from RefSeq and is a predicted model, not a curated record.